AUGAGUUCAGCAGACAUUGGCAUGCCGCUGGAUACCGCUACCAUCAUGUCAACAGUUCUGGAAGGCAUUUUAUACGGCUUUUCAGUCCUUAUGUUUAUAGGUACCAUUUGGAUAUUCACCUACAAAAAACGCAUGGAGAACGUCAAUCAGCCAGUCGCUGUGGUUGCCGUAUUGCUAUUUUUACUGAGCACUACGCACAUGGUCAUUGAAAUUAUUCGUGUCGAAGAUGGAUUGGUGAAGUCUCGCGACACUUUCCCAGGUGGCCCAGCGGCAUUCUUCGCAGAUGUUAAACAAAAAAUGUAUGUGACCAAGAGUGCGGUGAAUCUCAUGCAAACUUUGCUAGGCGACGGGAUAGUGAUUUAUCGAUGUAACGUCGUUUGGAAAUCUGUCCGGGUUAUUAUCCUACCAUGCAUGAUGUGGUGUGCUGUUGCAGUGUGUGGGUCUUGUAAGGUCUAUUACCUUUCACAAACGCCGACAAGCAAUGCCAAAAGUCUCUUCACUGACGAGACUGGACGUUGGACUGCGGCGUUCAUUACUUUAACUUUUGCAACCAACUUGUUCAGUUCAGGAUUACUUGCAUACCGUAUCUGGACGAUCGAACGCAGGGUCUCUACAGUUCGCACUAGGAAGGGUAUUAUGCCUAUUUUGCGCGUGCUUGUGGAUGCUGCUAUUUUAUACUCCGUAUCCAAUUGCUCCGCGAUAAUAUGUUUUGCCCGUUCGAACAAUGGCCUAUAUGUCAUAGGAGACAUGAUCAAUCCGACCAUCUCGAUUGCCUUCUACAUGGUGUUUAUUCGCAUCGCAAUUAAUAAAGAUACUCAGGAAUUUAUCUCGACUGUCUGUGUAGGGACAGGUGAGACAGACCGAGGGAUCCCACUGCAUUAUCCUAUACAACCUUUGCGGACUAGUAGUACUGCAUACAAGCAGGAUGAUACAUCCUCCUGA
Messenger RNA from Suillus subaureus, 942 nucleotides. RefSeq lists its product as uncharacterized. Bases 1 to 942 code for a protein of 313 amino acids. The transcript has 7 exons. NCBI's taxonomy places the organism in Eukaryota, Fungi, Basidiomycota, Agaricomycetes, Boletales, Suillaceae. The record is from RefSeq and is a predicted model, not a curated record.